Molecule: messenger RNA, 3015 nt
Organism: Rotaria sordida
Lineage: Eukaryota; Metazoa; Rotifera; Eurotatoria; Philodinida; Philodinidae
Source: the annotation of a GenBank genome assembly
AUGUUGCAUGUAACUUCUUCACCGAUGGCAAUGUUUCGAUCUGGAUUUCAUCUUUUAUUACUUAUCUGUUGUGUUAUUGCCAUAACAUCAUAUAGAAUUGAUCAUCAUCUACAUGAAGAUAGAAAUCAACGGGCUGUAACUGAAUGGCGUUUUCGACGUAAUUUUUUUCAAUUAUUACCAUAUUUAGAUGCAAAUAAUGCGAAUUAUGAAUUAAUUGAAAAAGAUGCAAUGGAUGAUGAUAAUGAAUAUGGAACGGUGCCCUAUCAUUUUGAAUCUUCCUGGUGGCUUAUGGCCAACAGAGAUAAUGACAAUGAUGAUGAUGAUUCAAAUUAUAUGAAUGAAGAAGAUGAUGAUAAUAAUCAUGACACUUCACCACCGGCCAAACGUAUUAAAUUGACACACUCUUCAUCAGAUCAUCCAAAUCUUUCGAAAAAGAAAACAUCAUCUACAAAAAAAACUGCUAAUUCUGAACAAUCACCAUCUUCAUUAACAGCUGAUUCAGUUAAAGUUUAUCUUGGUGAACAUCCAGAAUUUCUUGAUUCAUAUAUACAACAAAAUAUUCAAAUAAAUACAAUUGAACAAUGGAUAUCAAAAAAACCUCAAAAAACAUCAUCAUCAACAUCAAUACCAACAGUUUCAUCACAUAAAAAUUGUAUUUCAACAUCAGUAAUAAAAGAUGAAGAUAUUAAAAGAAAAACUUCAUCACAAUCUUCCAACCAAAUAUCAACAACAACAGCAAAAACGAUGAAUACGUUAGCUGAAUUAAGCGAUAAACGUCGUUUAUUACAUGAACUUACAGAUGAAGUUAAUCAAAAUGUAAGCAAAGCUCAAAUUUUAUAUGAAUUAAGUAAAUCAAUUGCAUCAACUGUAUCAGCUGAUGGAUUUAAUUUAUAUUUGGUUGACGAAACUGGCACUAGUAUGCGAUUGUUUAGUGCAGAAAAUGAUGAUGAACAAGCAGCAUGUUAUAUUCCUGUUCAAAUUAAACCUGGUCAUUGUCUUGCUGGUUAUAUUGCUUGGUCAAAAGAAACCGUACGAAUUAAUAAUAUGACAACACUUGAUAUGGAAAAAUAUCCUGAUGGUCUUUAUAUAAAAGAUGAUAAAGUAACUGCAGUUAUGGCACAUCCUAUAAUAAAUGCAUCUGGUACUCUACUUGGUGUUGUUGAAUUUUAUCGUGUUAGUAGUACAAUGCCAUUUACUGAUGAUGAUGAAGAUGAAAUUCUAAAAUGCGUGAAUGAGCUUUUCACCCAAACGUAUUACGAGCUUUAUCAUUCAAUGACACGUGAACGACGUUUGAACGAUUUUCUAUUGGCUGUAACUAAAUCGAUUUUUCAAGAACUUGUUAGUAUGGAUGCUGUUAUGCUUAAGAUAAUGAGCUAUGCAAAAAAGUUGGUUAAUGCUGAUCGUGCUUCUUUAUUUAUGGUUGAUUCUCGUACAAAAGAACUUUAUGCAAGAAUAUUUGAUAUAGGACGUGAAGAACAUGAUGUACUUAAUUCAUCACUUGUUAAUGAUAAAAAUGGACAAAUACAAAAAAAUUUAUCAUCUGAUGAACGUGCUUGUAUACGUUUUCCAAUGGAUAAAGGUAUUGCUGGUUAUGUAGCAGCAACUGGAAAAACUUUGAAUAUUACUGAUGCUUAUAGUGAUGAACGAUUUAAUCGAGAUAUUGAUCAGAAAACAGGUUAUAAAACUAAAACACUUUUAUGUAUGCCAAUUAUGAUUCAAGGAAAUGUUAUUGGUGUUGUUCAAAUGGUUAAUAAAAAAAAUGGACCUUUUACAAAAAGUGAUGAAGAAUCAUUUGAAACAUUUGCUGUUUAUUGUGGACUUGCUUUACAUCAUGCAUCACUUUAUGAUCGUAUACGUCGUUCGGAACAAAAAUGUAAAGUCGCUCUUGAAGUUUUAUCAUAUCAUGCAUCAUGUCCUGAUGAAGAAUAUGAACGUUAUAAAACAUAUGAACUUCCAAGCAACAUUCCAAAUAUUAAUCAAUUUGAAUUUUCACCAUGGAGUGUUGCUAAUGAUAUGAAACCUAUUUAUGUUCUUUAUAUGUUUCGUGAUUUGACUAAUAUGAUGGAUCCAUUGAAUGCGAAUAGAUUUGAUAUGGAAUGUGUGAUAAGAUUUACAUUAACUGUACGAAAAAAUUAUCGUAAUGUUCCUUAUCAUAAUUGGUCACAUGCAUUCAGUGUUGCACAUGCAAUUUACACUGUGAUAAAACAGACUAAACAUAAAUUUACACCGAAUCAGUGUAUUGCUCUAUUUGUUGCUUGUCUUUGUCAUGAUCUUGAUCAUCGUGGUAAAACCAAUGAUUAUAUGGUAAAAAGUGCUUCAACUCUUGCUUCUAUUUAUUCAACAUCAACUAUGGAACGACAUCAUUUUAAUCAAACAGUAACUAUAUUACAAACGGAGAGUCAUAAUAUAUUUAAACAUCUUUCACCCAAAGAAUAUCGACAAAUGUUAGAUGAUAUUCGUCAUUGUAUAUUAGCAACAGAUUUAGCAUUAUUUUUUGAAAAUCGUCCAAAAUUUGAACAUAUUAUUGAUAAUUCUCAAUUCGAUUGGAACAAUAAAGAGCAUACACAACUCAUGAUGGGGCUCAGUAUGACCGCUGCUGAUUUAUGCUCUUCGUUUAAACAAUGGGAAGUACAGCGUCAACGUUUACAAUCAUUAUCAAUGACAGUAGUCGAUUUAUGUGCUAUGUAUAAACCUUGGCAAAUACAAGAAAAUGUUGUCAAUACGAUCAUGGACGAAUUUUGGCAAGAGGGUGAUGAAGAAAAACGACGAGGUAUUCAACCACAAUCAUUAAUGGAUCGAUCACUGGCACAUGAAUUGCCAAAAAACCAGGUGAAUUUUAUCAAAAGUAUUUGUAUCCCGUGCUAUUCGUUAAUUGUACGUAUUCUACCUGAGACAAUGCCUAUGCUGAAUGGAGCCAGAAGUAAUCUUCAACGAUGGCAAGAACUUGCUGAUGAACAACAAUCAUCUAGAAUGUCUACGACAUAUCCACAGACUCAUCAGCCAGCAUCGUCGUGA